AUGUUCAGCAUACUCCGGCGAGACCUGCUCGCAAGCCGGAGUCCCCUCUCUCGACAUAGCCUCCGCCAGCUUCGACGCUCGUCCAGCGAAACACCUCAAGCGACCUCCCGCAUCGCCCGCAUCGAAUCCCGCCUCCCCAAGUUCCUCCGCCGCUACAUCCAACCCCUCCGCACCGCUCCUCUCUCCCACAUCACCGCCUUCCUCAUCCUGCACGAGCUCACCGCCAUCAUCCCGCUCUUCGGCCUCACCGGCGCCUUCCACUACUACAAUUGGCUCCCACCCUACAUCAGCGAGGGCAAGUGGGUCAGCGACGGGACGGAGAAGUUCGGCAAGUGGAUGAGGAAGAAGGGGUGGAUUUAUGAUGAGGAGAGGAGUGGGAGGUACUUUGGGAGGGGGGAGGCAGGCAUGAGGAUUGUGGUGGAGUUGGCGACGGCUUAUGCUGUUACGAAGAUGUUGCUGCCGUUGAGGCUGGUGGGGAGCGUGUGGGCUACGCCGUGGUUUGCGAGGUGGACUGUUUUGCCGGUUACGAGGAGGGUUGGAGGGUGGUUUGGGAGGGGCAAAGGCAAAGGGGGUGUGGUGAAAGGAGGGGAUGCCGCUGGGACGGGGGCUGUUGGGGGUGGGGUUGUGUCGAAGGGGAAGUGA
Molecule: messenger RNA, 642 nt
Organism: Fulvia fulva
Lineage: Eukaryota; Fungi; Ascomycota; Dothideomycetes; Mycosphaerellales; Mycosphaerellaceae
Exons: 1
Coding region: 1-642 (213 amino acids)
Cellular component (GO): mitochondrion
Source: RefSeq, a predicted model, not a curated record